CGCCUUCUCCUCCAACUCUUCGAUACCACUCGCAGCCACGCCACGCCACGCCACGCCACGCCAUGGCAUCGUCAUUGGCUUCGCAGCUGGGAGGCAUACGCUCCCUGAAUGCUGCACGCCUCGCCUCGGCGUCGUCGUUGUCGUCGCAUUCAUCCUACCUCUUCCCACCCGCUACGGCUUCGAAGCAGGACCUCGACUCCAUCUUCUCCCUCGGCCAAUCAGGUUGGACCGAUCUAUGCUUGCACGAUGCAGCACUCGAAAAGUCACUAGCAGCGCAGAGGCUCUUCUCACCCUCUUCCAAGACGACAGAUCGCACUAUGUUGUCCAAGGAGGACAACGCCAGCAUCGACGCAGCAGUACAAGACUUCUUCGAUCGAGUGGGCGCUGUGCUGUUGGGCAAGAGCGCCGCAAAAUGCAUCGAGUGGCUAGUACGCCGCUUUCGCAUUCACGACUUCAAUGCUGUCGUGGUCUUGAGGGCCUUUUUGCCAUUUCACUCUACACCGCAAUUCGCCCGCAUGCUCAACAUCCUCAGCAUCUCAAAGGAGUCUCACCUGGCCUUUCUACUGCCGAUCCAAAAAGCUGCGCAGCCUCUGCCGACAUCCGUCUUGCUCUCUGCUCUUCUCGCACCGGCCUCCUCUUCACACUCUCUCGACGCGCUGCGCCUGGUAGGUGGCGUGCUCCCCACAGACAAGGAGCCUCAUCGAGCCCAGGUCCUCUUCUGGUCCUCGACGCUGGUGCAAUUCUGCGCUAGAUCAGCAGGCGCAGAGGCUGGCAAUGACGGGCUCGUGGGGCUGAACAGGAAAAAGGCGCGCACCAGCUCGCAAUCGCGCGAGGACAACGAUCAACUCGUCCUCGGUCUGCUACUCCCUACCAUCGCAAACGUCAUCACAUCCAAGGCAAUGGGCACUGAGGCUCAGUUGGCCGGCUGCCUCGUCCUGUGCUCCGUCGGCGCAAGCUUCGACCUCAGCGUCGAGGCAAUUCAGAGUACCAUUGCGACCAUCGUACCCGCCGUCGCAGAACCAAAGGCGGACACUCGCCUGAUUCAAGCCGUUGUCACGACUCUCGCUACCCUCUGCGCCAGCUCAGACGACCUGCAGCCUCUCCCUCUCGCUACAGUUCAGCAGCUUUUCAACGUUCCCAACUUCACGCAGCAGGUCCAAGCAAUGAGCAGGCAGUACGACCUGCGUGCAUUCGUUGGCACGCUGCUGCCGACCAUGGCAAAGUCCCUCGACGACGAGCAGAUGAGCGGCGGCCUUGUGGCACUGCUCGCCACUCCGUCCAGCGAGGGUGGCGUGCCUACGUCCGAUGCAGUCGAAGCUUUGCGCAUCAUUGCCACCUCGCAAUCCUCAGCUUCUGGCAGCGUCCUCUCAGACAUUCGCUCACGACGAUCCGAUGCCUUUGACGCCUUGGUUCGCAACCUCUCGCAGAGCCAAGACACCCGCCACCUCGUUGCCUCUGUCCUCCAAGGCGCCUUCAGCGGCUCGCAUGCUGGCACCGCCAACUCGACUUCGUGGCUCGCUAUCAACUCGAGUGAGGCAAGUCAGCGCCUGGCAUCCCUCGAUGCUCUCCUCGACUCCAUUGCGGCCGAGGAGAUUGACGCAAAGGACUCUUUCGUGCGCGACGCCCUCUCUUCUCGCCUCCUUGACGAGGACGAGGGCGUCCUCGCCGUCCUCUAUUCAACCAAGGGCACGGCGGCACUCAAGCAGUCCCUCGACGAGGCCACGAUGCUGUCCAAGCUUGAAGCCGUCUUGAGCGCCACGAGCAAGCUCCCCCGCAAAGCUCUGCAAGCACACCUCGGUUUCGUCUUGACCAACGUCCUGACCCCGAAGACGGCGACUCGUAUCUUGCGCAAUAUCCUCUGGCCCCGCUUGCUCCUCACCAAGACCAACCGCAAGGCCACCGAGGCAACGCACGAGGCAUUGCAAAAGACGUCGCGCCACUCGCUCCAGCCUCUCCAGGCCCUUCUCGCUGGCAUCGUCGUACAGCGCGACGAGGAGCGCACCACCACCCAGAUCAACCGUGCUGCUGCCCAAGGGCUCGCCUCUGCCAUGGCUGGCGUGGAAAGCGAGAGCCACUUCAAUGCCCACGUCUCCUUCCUCAUCGGCCAGGCCACAAGCAGAGACGGUACCGAAGCAAGCAUUGCACUCGCCCUGGCUACCAUCAUCGAGUUGCUGCCUCUCGUCGAUGCGCAGCGCUUCCAGCCUCUGGCACAGCGCUUGCUCGACGCUCUCCCUCUCGCAUCUCUCGAUGGUGGUGAACAAGGCGUACUUGCGUCCGAUACUGGCAUCAGCGACGAGCUCUGGCAGCGCGUCUAUGAGCAAGCGCCUCGCUCUUCUCGCCUCCUGGCGUCGCAAACGAUCCUCGCUGUAGCGCAAUGCCUGCACUUCCCUACGUCAUCUCUCGUCGGUCUCGAUGGCGUCGAUGCCACUUCGCCCAUGGUCGCCCUGGCAGAGCGACUCUACGGCAGCGCCUGCUCAUCGCCCGCCGGUCGCGAGCUCUUUGUCGUCCUCUUCAAGAAGCUUGGACCAAGCACGCCCACCUUCUUGGCUCGCGUCUGGACGUGCGCAUCAAUGGCGACCUCGAUUCGAGCUACAGCCCUCCGCCACUGUCACGCCUUCCUGGCCGCUCACCGCGCGCGUGGCGGCAUGGACUUCCAACUCCUCGUGCCCGCCCUGAUCACACCCCUCAGCAGCGUCGAGCCCGCACUGCGAUCCGAAGCUCUCAACUGCCUCGACUUCAUCGCAGAAUCAGCUGCUGGCGAGAGCGACUCGACGACAAUCUGGGGCUACGAUGCCGUCUACGGCGAGGCGUCGGAAAAGCUGCGAUAUCUCGACACGUCGGCGCUUCAUCGCCUCGUCUCUGAUCUCCUCGAGGAGCGCGAAGCCAUCGUCAAUGACGCAAGCUACCUCGGCGUGCUGCUCCCCACCCUCUUGACUCCGCAAAAGGGACAGGAGAAGCGCAAGGUGAACCAGCAGCGCAGUGCUACGUCGUACCUCCUCUCGCACGCUGUUGCCUGGCCGUCGUUUAGCGCCAAGCUUCUGCUUCUCCGCGCUCUGUCUGGCUUGCGAGACUCGGCCAAGCUCACGCCGUUGCUGCCGCUCCUGGACGACGUCGUUGCAGCUGGCCAAAAGCAGCCUUCGCUCGACACCUUCUUUGCCGGUCAACUCGAGGUCGAUGAGCGAGACGAGUUUGCACGCCUGUUGUUCGAAGCAGUUGAUAAGCGGGCCAAGACCACCAUCGAGGACGCAGAGAGCGGAGCGUGGACGAUGCUGGCCAAGGCACUCAGCAGCCCAGCCAACCUCGUCUCGAAACACGCGGCCCUCGCACUCAAGACGGUCUUCCCCGUCAUUGCGCCCGCUCGUCGUCGCGAGGCAGUCGAAAGACUGACUGCCGCCCUCGUCGACCCAAAGGUGCAGGCACCCAAGGAAUUGCGCGCCACACUCGGCCAGCUCGACAUCGACGUCGACAUCCUCGUCUCGAUCCUCGCCUCUCUGCGUCUGGCCAUCACGGAGCGCUCACUUGGCAGCCCCGCAGCAAAGAAGAGUCGCUCAGACGCGCCUCGAGACGACGAAGCUAGCUCAACCGCCAACCUCAGCGAACUCCUCGAGGCCCUAUUGCAGCGGCGUCUGGCCAUUUCGCCGGCCCUCAUCGUGGAGCUCUUUGAAGUCUUGCGCACCGCUACCGAGCUGCACACGACGGGUCAUGCCAGCGGCGACUACCUGCUCCACCUCACGCUUUCGAACCUCUACAACGUGCUGCAGGGAGCGACGCCUACGUCCGACGUCGUCGCUUCUCUGCGUGUGGACACGGUCGUCAACGUCAUCAAGGCGUCCAGCAACCCGUCGACGUUCCAGCAGGCGCUCCUCUUGCUCUCCGCCAUCGCAGCAUUGGCGCCAGAGACGGUCUUGCACAGUGCCAUGCCCAUCUUUACCUUCGUCGGCUCCUCGGUCCUGCAACGCGACGAUGCCUUUAGCUUCGCAGUCGUCGAGCGAGUGCUCCGCUCCAUUGUCCCUCCUCUCGUCAAGUCGCUCCGAGCGCAGAGCGGCAAGGAUGGCGGCUUCGCCUUGCUCAAGCUGGCUCGCCCCUUCCUCUGCAUCUUCACCGAUUCGGCGACGCACAUCCCGCGUCAUCGUCGAGCCAACUUCUUCCAGCUACUCGUCGAGACGCUCGGCCCCGUCGACUUCACGUCCGCGAUUGCCAUGCUGCUCGUCGACCGCUCGGCGCACAAGAUCGUCCGUCAGCAGGGCCCAUCCUCGCAGAGCCUGCAAUUGCCCCUCUCCAUCUUGGUCUCGCAGUCGGCCAGCACGCAGCUCAAGAGCUUCGUAAGCAUCUACACCGAGAUCGAGAGGCUACUCGCCACGCGCGACGCAGAUCCCACCCAGGCAGAGCAGCAGGUCUUCCUUGACCGCCUCAGCCGAGUCAGCAGCGAGCACUCGGACAAGCAGAUCGACGCCGCGGUGCAAGCUCAAGCUCUUCUUGCUCUCCUCCAAGCGGCCAUCGACUCGCCACAAUUCGGCCUCAAGGCCAGCCGUGCAGCUUCAGACGAGGCGAGCCGAGCGCUUUAUCAGCAGAUCGUCGAGGCCUCGCUGCGUGUGGGCGCCUUCGAGGACGAGGAUGUGGGCAGGGCUGCCAACGCUGUCCUGUCGUCGAUCAUGGCUCUUGUGCCUGUCGAGACGUUUGCCUCGAUUGUCACGAGGUUGACGGGAGAUGCGACGAAUGCAGACUUGCGAGACAGUGGCUACGACCUCAUUGCUGCGCGUCUGCCCUCGCUCUCCGCCGGUGAGCGCGAGUACUUUGCCAGCUCGACGGCGAAGAUUGUAGAGUCGGCUCGCAAGGUGUUGGCGGGAGGCGUCGAGUCGCUGGCUGUCCUGUCGUCGCUGCAGGCCAUUGCGGCGACUUGCCUGCCCGCAGAGCACACGGCUCUCUCGUCGCUCGUACCUCAGCUGCUGGCGCUGAUUGAGUCUGCGGACGCCAGCGUGGCCGCUCAGAAGGCAGCCUUCUCCAUCAUCCGCAGCUUGUCGGCCGUCCUGGGUCCCCGCCUCCUCUCGCACCUCAAGCGCAUCGUCGAUGCCGGCAUCAUCACGUCCAAGAAGCCUGCUUCUUCGUCGCUGCGCACCUUGGCACUCGAGACGCUCACCAAGCUCUUCACUUCGGUCUCGUCGUUUAUGGAAACGCAUAUUCAGCCUAUCAUCGCCGUGUCUACCGAACCGGAGCUGCAGGCCAUCCUCAAUGACGACACCUCGCGAGGAGCAGGCCGAGCUGCCAACGCCCUCUUGUCCACCCUCAUCAAGGUCUCGCCCAGCGACAAGGUCUUCAGCGCAACGUUCGCUGUGUGGGAUGGCGCUGAGCUGACGCACACUUUCAUCGGCACUCUCGACUUCCUGCAGCGAGCUCUGCGCCUUGCAGACCGCUCAGCCGUCGCUUCCAACUACAAGGCCAUCUUCCGCUUCAUCUUGCGUGUGCUCGAUCAGCGCCGUACCACUGCGUCGUCGGACCCGGCGCGCACCAUCGCCGUCGAGAACGCUGCGGUUCGCGUCUUUACGCGCCUUGUCCUUAAGCUGAACGAGACGACGUUCCGCCCGCUGUUCCUGCGCAUCUAUGACUGGGCUGCCCUCGACCUGGCAGAGGACGACAUGCCCCUAUCCGACUCCGGCCUCGUGGCCCGUCGCAUCGCUUUGUUCAAGGUCAGCAAUGCCUUGCACGAGCAGCUGCGCGGUCUUAUUUCGCACUACUAUGCCACGAUGCUCGACCUGGUCAUCGAGCUGUUGGAGGGCUAUCGUACCAGCAAGCUCGACGAUGCCGAGCUGUGGUCUGCCGUACUCACGAGUAUCGACAAGUCGGCGCGCUACGAUGAGGGCACCUUCUGGAACCCAAAGCGACUCGAGAAGCUCUCGCCUGCGUUUGUGGGUCAACUCUCGAUGCGCAACGCCAGCCUGGUCGAGAAGGUUGGCGGAGCAGAGGCGAUUCGCGAUGCCGUCUCGCCCGCCGUGGUCAGCUUGGCGCGCUGCGUACCGGACGAAGGGUCGCUCAAGGUGCUCAACUCUUCGCUCCUCACUCCGUUGCGCAUCGACGACGUGGCGGUGAGAUCGUCUACGCUCAAUGUGCUCACUGCGCUGUGGUCCGAGUCGAGCCUGUCUUCCGUCCUGCUCGGCCUAGUGCCAGAGACGGUCCCUCACAUCGCCGAGUUGAUGGAGAGCGACGAGCUGGAGGUGGUGGCUGCGACGCGCGAGUUCAUUGCUGCGGUGGAGGGCGUGCUGGGUGAGCCCUUGGAUGCGUAUCUGCAGUAGCUCGGCGUGUCUGCGACGGAUCUUUCGCUCCUGACUGCUCAGAAUGAAUGUAAUGCUUGGCUGAAC
This is a messenger RNA of Jaminaea rosea, 6353 nucleotides long. RefSeq lists its product as hypothetical. Gene Ontology annotation, biological process: maturation of SSU-rRNA from tricistronic rRNA transcript (SSU-rRNA, 5.8S rRNA, LSU-rRNA); positive regulation of transcription by RNA polymerase I. The transcript has a single exon. Gene Ontology annotation, molecular function: snoRNA binding. NCBI's taxonomy places the organism in Eukaryota, Fungi, Basidiomycota, Exobasidiomycetes, Microstromatales. The record is from RefSeq and is a predicted model, not a curated record. Gene Ontology annotation, cellular component: t-UTP complex; small-subunit processome; 90S preribosome. Bases 63 to 6287 code for a protein of 2074 amino acids.